AGGUGGACAGACAGGAUGCAGAGAGCAGUGAGUCUGGUUUCUGUGCUGGUCCUGGGGUCAGUCUGGACCCUGCAGGGGGUCCACAUACUCCCAGAACCUCUACCCCUCCCACAGGAGAACUUCGAUCUGACCCAGUUUUUAGGAACAUGGCACGAUGUUGUCGUGGCGAGCAGCUGCCCCUAUAUGCAGCGUCAAAGAGGAGAAGCAGCCAUUGGUAAACUGGUUCUGGAGAGAGGGGCCACUGAAGGCAAACUCAAGGUGACACGAUCUGCACUCAGACAUGGAACGUGUAGGGAGAUGUCUGGAGACUAUGAUUUAACCAGCACACCAGGACGACUCCUCUACCAUGUUGAGAGGUGGGGCGCAGACGUGGACGCCUACGUGGUUCACACCAACUACAACGAGUACGCAAUAAUAAUAAUGAGCAAACAGAAAACAUCCGGGGAGAAGAGCACCUCAGUUAAGCUGUACAGUCGGACGAUGUCUGUGAGAGACACUGUGCUGGAUGACUUCAAAACUCUGGUCAGACAACAGGGAAUGAGUGACAACACUAUUGUCAUCUUGCAGAACAAAGGGGACUGUGUUCCUGGAGAACAGGUGCAAGAAACGCCAGCUCAGCCUGAGCCUCAGAGGCUGAGGAGACAGGUGGUGCCGUCUUUGGCUCCAGCAGAAUUGGAGGGAUCUGGUGAUGGUACAGCUUUUUUCGACGGAACCGACUUUCCCUCCACAGAGGCCUGUAAAGCGGCACCAGAGACCGGGCCGUGCUUUGGGCUGCUCCAGCGUUUCUACUACAACUCGUCCUCGAUGAGCUGUCACCUCUUUAACUUCGGAGGGUGUAUGGGCAACCAGAACAACUUUUUAAAUGAGAGAGCAUGUCUGCAGAGUUGUCGCACUGAGGCUGUUUGCCGUCUGCCCAUGGCCCCUCAUCCCUGCACAGGUCAGCCGUCCAUCUGGGCCUUUGACUCCGUCAGCGGUUUGUGCAUGCCCUACAAAUUUGGCUUCUGCCAGGCCAACGGCAACAAGUUCUACAGCAAGGCAGAGUGUGAGGAGUACUGCGACGUGAUUAAAGAUGCAGAUGGAGAGCUCCUGAGGGCGAAUUGAGCGAGACGAGGAAACAUCGCUGCUCAUCUUAUCUCAUCAAACUGUACAGAGAUGCAACAUUUGCCAACAUUGCACAAGUUACAUCACAACCGUAAUAAAACGUCAUUGAUCAGUU
Messenger RNA from Paralichthys olivaceus (Japanese flounder), 1216 nucleotides. NCBI's taxonomy places the organism in Eukaryota, Metazoa, Chordata, Actinopteri, Pleuronectiformes, Paralichthyidae. The record is from RefSeq and is a predicted model, not a curated record.